CAGGUCUUCUCCGCUGUAGGAGAAGCCUUAGCUAGGUCUUAGAUAUUUGGUCCUCAAGUCGCAGCUUCUUGGAAACACCCAAUCCCAAGUCAACGUCGCUCAUCUCCCCUCAAGCCGUUGCUCUCUGGUGCUUCUUAGCUUCGUGUCUAUUGGCACUAAUAUUUCCGCAGACUUCGCCCCGACGCCCGUCCAUUUAGCGCCGGGAGUAUCCUCAGAUCGACGUGAAGCCUCUGUCGGGAAGAUCUUGAACUCUUUAGCCAUCCCGAAUUCAUGAUGCCCCGGACACGGCAUCACUUCUUCUAUUUAUCUGGAAGCAGACGUGCUCACCAAUAUCCUUUUGGCUCGUGUCUGCGUAAGCUUGCGCCCAGUCAACUCCCUUCCUUCCAGCACUGCUGAAAAGGAGUGGUCAUCUCGCACCAAGACACCAUUGGCAUGGAACCUACCAAAACAUCAGCUAGGUGGCGUCUAUAAACACCGCUGCAUGUCUUUAGUUGCAGACGCAUUCUCAGGUUGAUGUUGUGUGAAGGGUCAGGCUCGUAUUGGUCUGUGGUGUUCUCAGACCUCGUUGCCAACUUGAAGGAGGGGGCACUGCUGGGUACAGGGGCUUUGCAAUCAAUUUGCGACAGGCUCUCGCUCAUUGAAACUCGGUCGCUGAAAUCCUUAUAUGUGCCGGGAUUUUGGAGCUGCUGGGUCUGAUGCCAGAGUACCAAUACAGUCAUCGUGCUCACCUGGCGACAUCCACAAAAAUUUGAACGUCAAGAGAUCGGCAAAUGGAUACCUGCAGCGCUUACGGCGAUAGACAUUUGCCAAGCGAGGUUUCUUGUGAUAAUCUCGCGUGUGUGCGAAUCUGCAGAGCUGUCAGAGCACAGAGGGAAGCGCACAGACAUACGACAUCAACUUCUCUGAAUAAGGAGGGUAUUAUACCCGAGUUGAGAACUGACCUGGCUCACAUAACGCACACUGAGUGGUUUUGCGUUCUGGCUGAACCUUGUUUUCCGACCCCUUUGCCGCAUUGGGACUACCUUGCGGACUGAUCAACAACUUUGCUUACCCACAAAUUGGUCGAUGCCAGGUUCAGCUGGGAUGUUAAUGGGUUUGUGUUAUAAUUUUUUGGACUUUGCAGUUGGAGCGUCAAGGCCCCUAGGACACACCCAGUCGAGCCCCGCCUUUGAGAUUCCCAAAAUCGAACAGGAAUAUGAAAAUCUGACUGAUGAUCUGCGCCUUGUCCGAUUCUCAGGGCCAUUUGUUCCUCAAUUGGGUCAGGAUAUAUACCGACAAAACCCGUUGGCCUUUUGUAGGCGACUUAAUCUUUGCUUUUUUUUUUCUUCUUCGCCAAAUGUGGCCGACCCGCCCUGGACGUCAAUGAGCAAAUAGAUAUCAGUACAUGCACAUAUCAAUCAGUGGAGAGAAGGGGUAACAUCAACGAGCUGAGACGCACGUACUGUAUUUGUAACGCGCCAAUUCGACUUCUCGGGUACGACUAUGAUUAAUGGUACUUCAGGAACCAUCGACAACUCACAGGUGGCAGCUCUAAUUAUUUCCAAGGGUAAAAAAAUAGGAUGUCUAUGGUUGCCCUGGAAGCUUUGCUUCAAAUUGUCAUAUUGCCCCUUAUCUGUAAAUUAUUGGCUGACCAGAUAUGCUUCUAUCAUCCUUAUAGAGCCUACUGAAUCAGAGUUUGCUCUUUAUGUCUACUGGGACUGAUGCAGGAGAAUGGUUAUCGCUCACGUCAACAUCAAUGCCCCGUGCUCAUGCACCGCAACUCAUGGGCCAUCAAGUCUAUGGCAUCGGGGCCCCGGCUUUCUUGCCCUGGUGCCCCGGUCCCGGCAUUCGUAUCCUGACAGGGGUGACGGCCUCGUACUGUAAGCCUCACAAGCAAGAGUGCUUGUUGUGCUGUUGGCUAGGUUCCUCCGCAAACCGCCAUCACCGAACGCAGCUCAGUGGAGGUUGGAGCCACUAUACUCUAUGGCCCAGCGUACGACCUAAACUUCAUAGGAUCUUAG
Molecule: messenger RNA, 2000 nt
Organism: Fusarium odoratissimum NRRL 54006
Lineage: Eukaryota; Fungi; Ascomycota; Sordariomycetes; Hypocreales; Nectriaceae
Exons: 2
Coding region: 1066-1374 (102 amino acids)
Source: RefSeq, a predicted model, not a curated record